GGGCGGGGGGGAGCAGAAAACGUGCUCACUGACUUCCCCACCUGGCUUAUCCCCUUCCCAGGCAGAAUCGCUAAUAAGGGGGCCAGGGUGGGAUUUCGUAGGUCCUGCGUCAGAUGGAGCCCGUAGGCGAUUGGGGGAGGCUUCGCUUUUCCCUUUUUGACUAAUUAUAAAGUGGCUCCAUCCUCCUUCCAGAGCCCUGACUUUGGUGAAGAGCAUCCCAGCCCUGCAAACAGAUCCAGCCAGCGCGGGGGGCCAGGAGAUCGCAGCUCCAACGGGGCACUUUCUCCGCCUGCCUCCACGCUCCUGUAAGAUUUACUGAAGCUGACGCUCAGUAACUGCGGGCUAUUACUUUUCUCCUGUAUUUUUUUUUCCUUCUAGAGCUUCUCCAGAGGCACAAAUUGCUUAGCCCUUCUAUAAAUACAAGGGGCUCAAACCAAGAGGCUCCAGCAAGCGACAAAGCUCACUCCCGAGGAGCUUCUGCGGGCUCCCAAGGAAGCAGCAUGUAUCCCAUGGCGUUGCUCCUGAAACUUUGCGGCUUGCUCUUGGCUCUCAGCAGCUGCCUGGUCUGGACAGUGCAGGCGGACUGCAGCAAGGACUGCGCCUCCUGCUCCUACCGGCUGGGUCACCACGCAGAGAUCAACCCCCUGGCAUGCACAUUAGAAUGUGAAGGAAAAUUGCCUUCUGCCAAAGCCUGGGAAACCUGCAAGGAGCUUAUGCAAUUGACUAAACUGGAUCUUUCUGACGAAGGCAACAGUGCUCCAGGGGACAACAAGAAAGAACAGGAUGAGAAUCAUUUGCUAGCAAAGAAGUAUGGUGGCUUCAUGAAAAGGUAUGGUGGCUUCAUGAAGAAAAUGGAUGAGCUUUAUCAUGUAGAACCGGAGGAGGAAACAAACGGAGGUGAGAUCCUUACUAAGAGGUAUGGAGGGUUUAUGAAGAAAGACUCCAGUGAUGAUGCCCUGGCUAAUUCCUCUGAUCUGCUGAAGGAGCUUCUGGGAACAGGGGCCAACGCUGAAGCCUCACAUUACCGACAGAUAAAUGAUAAUGAUGGGGACGUCAGUAAAAGAUAUGGAGGCUUCAUGAGAAGCUUCAAGCGCAGUCCAGAACUGGAAGAUGAAGCCAAAGAGCUGCAAAAGAGAUACGGUGGCUUUAUGAGAAGAGUAGGGAGGCCAGAAUGGUGGCUGGACUACCAGAAACGUUAUGGUGGAUUUCUUAAGCGCUUCACUGAUUCUUUUCUUCCUUCAGAUGAAGAUGGGGAAAGUUAUUCCAAAGAGGUUCCAGAGAUGGAAAAGAGAUAUGGUGGAUUUAUGAGAUUUUAAUAUCCUCCCCUUUAUCCCUUUUGUCCCAAAUGAAAGACACUGCCUCAUUGGUCAUAAUUUAUUGUAACGUGUUGCUUGUACUGUACAGUUUUUUACUGUCCUAGUUAAUGAUGCAAUCUGUUGUUUCAGGUUCCGUGUUCUUUUAAGUCAAUAACUUCUGUUUUAGUCAGAUUUAAGUCUAUAUUGUAGUUUUCAUGCUAAAACUAUUUUGGUUACCUUAUCCCUUUUCUUUAAACAUUACCGCACAUCUACAGUAGAAUUGCUUAAUUGUAUAUACAAUAAAUUCUUCAUUCUAACUGCA
Messenger RNA from Dermochelys coriacea (leatherback sea turtle), 1617 nucleotides. It is a transcript of the gene PENK, whose product is annotated as proenkephalin. Lineage: Eukaryota; Metazoa; Chordata; Testudines; Dermochelyidae. The record is from RefSeq and is a predicted model, not a curated record. Gene Ontology annotation, molecular function: opioid receptor binding. The coding region runs from base 501 to 1316 and encodes 271 amino acids. The transcript is spliced from 3 exons. Gene Ontology annotation, biological process: sensory perception; neuropeptide signaling pathway; chemical synaptic transmission. Gene Ontology annotation, cellular component: axon terminus; dendrite; plasma membrane.